This is a messenger RNA of Bacidia gigantensis, 498 nucleotides long. RefSeq lists its product as uncharacterized. The transcript has 2 exons. The record is from RefSeq and is a predicted model, not a curated record. NCBI's taxonomy places the organism in Eukaryota, Fungi, Ascomycota, Lecanoromycetes, Lecanorales, Ramalinaceae. The coding region runs from base 1 to 498 and encodes 165 amino acids.
AUGGUUAUGGCAGCCAUACAACUGGACAUCCAGCCAGCAGAUAGUCCCAGGCACACACAAAUCGAUGGAACCCCUUCAGUGACCCAUAACACAAUCGAUUUAACUCUACGAUUGAGCAUCCAGCCGUCAGAUGCUCCCGGGCACACAACAAUUGAUGGGACACCUUCAGCCACCCAUAGUACAAUCGAAAUAACUCCUCUUUUGACAAAUCUCAAAUCCAGCUCACCACAACAGGGUCCACUGUCGAACGGGUAUCCUGUACAACGACUUCCCACCCAUGCAGUCAGCAUUCCGACCCCCGAGAGAGACAAUGUGGACCAGCAAGCCACGCCGAAUGUGACCAACUCUACUCAAAACCUUCGCUUAGAGAGUGAUCCGCCAGCUGAAGUGUCCUUGGCUAGCCCAAAUGGACAACGAGAGGAGGCCAGCGACUCAAGGCUUGACGAAGAUAUCAAUGAGAAUAACGAGGAGAACACGCAGGGGGACACUUCAGGGUGA